Colius striatus (speckled mousebird) is the source of this 2871-nucleotide messenger RNA. RefSeq names its product polo like kinase 3 (gene PLK3). The record is from RefSeq and is a predicted model, not a curated record. Gene Ontology annotation, cellular component: cytoplasm; nucleus; centrosome. The transcript is spliced from 15 exons. Gene Ontology annotation, molecular function: ATP binding; protein serine/threonine kinase activity; protein binding. NCBI's taxonomy places the organism in Eukaryota, Metazoa, Chordata, Aves, Coliiformes, Coliidae. Bases 92 to 2026 code for a protein of 644 amino acids. Gene Ontology annotation, biological process: regulation of cytokinesis; Golgi disassembly; mitotic G1/S transition checkpoint signaling.
GCCACGUGCGCGGGGCCGGCGCUCGGCGGAUCGGCCCCGGGCGGCCCCGAACAGCCUUUCUUCUCUUCAUCAUCCUCCUCCCGCGCCCGCCAUGGAGCCCGCCGGCCUCUUCCCACCCGCCUGCCUCCCCGCGCAGCCCGCGCCCGCCCCGGCGCCCACGCCUCGCCCGCCCGAGACCACCCGCAUCAUCACCGACCCGGUCUCCGGCCGCUCCUACUGCAAGGGCCGCCUCCUGGGAAAGGGUGGGUUUGCACGAUGCUAUGAAAUGACAGACCUCUCCAGCAACAAGACCUAUGCCGUGAAGGUCAUUCCUCACAGCCGAGUGGCUAAACCCCACCAGCGGGAGAAGAUCACCAAUGAGAUCGAGCUGCAUCGGGACUUGCACCACAAGCAUAUUGUCAAGUUCUCCCACUACUUUGAGGACACAGAAAGCAUCUACAUCUUCCUGGAGCACUGCAGUAGGAAGUCUCUGGCCCACAUCUGGAAGGCCCGCCACACUCUGCUGGAGCCUGAAGUGCGCUAUUACCUCAAACAGAUCAUCUCAGGCUUGAAAUACCUUCACCUCAAGGGCAUCCUGCACAGAGACCUCAAGCUUGGCAACUUCUUCAUCAAUGAGAACAUGGAGCUGAAAGUGGGGGACUUUGGGCUGGCUGCUUGCCAGGAUAUCUCUGACCAGAAGAAAAAGACAAUAUGUGGGACCCCCAACUACCUGGCCCCAGAGGUGCUGCUGAGGCAAGGCCACGGACCAGAAUCAGAUGUGUGGUCUCUGGGCUGUGUCAUGUACACCCUGCUGUGUGGGAACCCUCCCUUUGAGACCUCUGACCUCAAGGAGACCUAUAGGUGUAUCAAGCAGGUGGAGUAUACUCUCCCUGCCUUCCUCUCCCUGCCCGCCAAACACCUCAUUGCUGGCAUCCUCAGACGCAACCCUCAGGACCGCCUCACCCUUGAGGAGAUCUUGGACCACGAGUUCUUCAAGGGCUACACACCUGAAAAGCUCCCUCCCAGCAGCUGUGUGAUGGCUCCAGAGCUGAGUCCUCCCAACCCAGCCAAGAGUCUGUUUGCUAAAGUCACCAAGACACUUUUUGGGAAGAAGAAACCCAAGGGAGUCAAGAAGGGUUCUUUGGAGGACAAGGAUGACAUCUCCAAGCUUGUCACUGGGCUGAUGAAGACCUCAAUCUGCAGGCAGAUGAGCUAUAAAACCAUGGAAGGGAAUGAGGUCCCUCUGCAGGCCCCGGUGUUGUGCCGCAGCGCCAGCUCCAGCCCUGUGGAGACAGUGAUGGAAGAGACAUUUCACAAGUCUGCGUCUCCCUCCAUCCGGGGCACGAUGGCCAGCAGCUGUGAGGCCUUUGAAGACUGCAUCACCGCCUCUGCCAUCAUCGAGUCAGCUGUCCGGCUCCUGCGGACCUGCCUCUCCUCCAUGCCCCCAGUGGAGAAAAACCCAGCUUCCCUGGCCCGCCAUGAGCACUUUGUCUGGGUGAGUAAGUGGGUGGAUUACUCCAACAAAUAUGGCUUUGGCUACCAGCUCUCCAACCGCAGCAUCGGGGUCCUCUUCAACAACGGCACACACAUGGCGCUUUCCCCCAACCACAGGACGGUACAUUACAGCCCAACCAACAGCAAACACCUUGUGUUCUCUGUGGCCGCCAUCCCCGAGCAGUUGCAGGGACAGAUGAGUGUCUUGCACUAUUUUGCAUCCUACAUGGAGCAGCAUCUCCUGAAGGGAGGUGACCUGCCCAGCAUUGAUGACUUUGGGCAGCCAGCCCUGCUCCUCCUGCAGUGGGUGAAGACUGACCAAGCCUUGCUCAUGCUCUUCAGCAACGGCACCCUCCAGGUGAACUUCUACAAUGACCACACUAAGGUGAUCAUUAGCAAGCCUGACCACUCCUGCCUUGUCACCUACAUCAACCGGGAGCGCAACUCCUACACCUACAAGCUGUGCAGUAUCCAGGAGCUGGGCUGCUCUCCUGAGCUCCACCACCGCCUCAGAUACAUCCUCAAGCUCCUCCAAGAAAGAACUGAGGCCUAGUGUGGAACCUCGAGGACCCCUCUCUGGAUGUAGAGACUUCCCUGUGCCCCUCCCAUGGGAUGGGAGGCACGUUGUGGUGCUGAUUGCCCAUCUGGGCAUCUUGUAUGCUGGUGCUCAGUUAGACUUUGGACUGAGCUGUGGAUGGGGUUACAGCAGCAGAUCUGGAUAUCCCUGCUGCUCUCUGGCUCUGGGCAAUUGCUAUCUUCCUGCUGGCAGCUCCUGCUCUGGUUAUGCUGGUCUUGGUGGAGUGGACUGGUCUUGGUGGAGUGGGAGGUGGUGGGUGAGUGCCCUGCAGCCAAGUUUGGGGCCAGCUGUGCCUUGUACAUGGCCUGGUGCUCCAGCCUGCCCUGGCUGGCAGCUGCCUGCAAUGGGACCUUGGAUUGUCCUCCCCAAGGUGAUGCACAGAGCCUCUGCAUGGCCUGGAGGUGACCAGCAUAGCUUUGAUUUCAAGACUUGGCUGCUGUGGGGCAAGGGAAACUUCCCCAGAGUGGACAGGGGUGAAGGGUGCUGCCUGCCCUGCCAGGAGCUGUGUAGUCUGGUGUGUGCCAUUCCACAACUGCUACACUAAGGUGGGGGCUGUGCUGGGCCCAACUAUGCCAUUUGCUCCCAAAUUGUGAAUUGUCUGGUACAAGUUGAGGUUUGAUAAAGGGAGGGGAUGGGAUCUGAGGACUUGCUUGGGGAAGCCCUCAGCUUGUUGGGACCCAGGGAGGUUUCCUGUUUCAAGGCAGUCUCUGCCAUGUGGGACUAUUUAUAUGUCUUAUUUAUAUGGAAUUAUUUAUUUUCCUGUAGAUCUAUCCAUGUGCAGCUGCCCUGUCCCUGAGUCACCUCAAUAAAAACUUAUUUGU